Molecule: messenger RNA, 3498 nt
Organism: Leptonychotes weddellii (Weddell seal)
Lineage: Eukaryota; Metazoa; Chordata; Mammalia; Carnivora; Phocidae
Source: RefSeq, a predicted model, not a curated record
UUGUGCAAAUACCACAUUGUCUUACAUAUAUUCUAUACACUUAUGGAAUAUUCCGUGUAGUUGAUGGAAUAGUUUUUCUGCCAUGGCUUGUGAUUUUCCAACAAGGUAGGCAUCCUGUAUUAAGUCAUCAUCACGAACUGGGAACCCAAUCAGCAGUUCCCUACAUUUCAUCCUCAUCACCCAGUGGUCAGUAUUUUAGAGUAAAAGGAAUGUGCAAUUACAGGGACUCGUGACAUUCGAGGAUGUGGUUGUGGAUUUCACCCCAGAGGAGUGGCAGUACCUGAACCCUCUACAGAAGACCCUGUACAGAGAAGUGAUGCUGGAGACCUACAGCAGCCUGGUCUCUGUGGAUGCUCUGAAGAUCCAGGAGGUAUCACUGUCAUCUCUCAUCAGCAGGGCCACAGGUGACCAAACCAGACCUCAUCCUCAAAUUGGAGGUAGAAGAGCCAUGCCUAGCAGAAACAAAAAUCUCCUUUUGGAGCUUUCCAGAAGCAGCCUGUCAAAUUGAUGAACAGAUUGAGAGACAGCACCAGGAUGACCAAGACAGAUAUCUGUUGAUGCAAGCUGGAUUCCCUGACAAGAAAACAAUUCUCACCAAGACUGGCCAUGACUAUAAUGAAUUUGGAAAUGCACUUCCUCUGAAUACAAACCUUGUUGCUUCAAUACAAAGGUCCCAUAAACAUGAGCCAUUUGGAAAUAUGGUAGAUAGUUUAGACUUAUUUACCAGAAGCUCUGUAGGAAAGAAACAUGAUAAUGGAUGUGCAAAAUUAUUCUUCCAUACGGAGUAUGAGAAAACUCCUGGAGUAAAGCCCCACGGAUAUAGAGAGUGUGGGAAGGCCCUCAGGCGGAAGAAAGGGCUUAGUCUACAAGAGAGAAUUAAAAAUGGAGAGAAACCCUUCGAAUGCACCGCGUGUAGGAAAACCUUCAGCAAGAAGUCACACCUCAUUGUACAUUGGAGAACUCAUACGGGAGAGAAACCCUUUGGAUGUACUGAAUGUGGAAAAGCCUUUAGCCAAAAAUCUCAGCUCAUUAUACACUUGAGAAGUCAUACAGGAGAGCGACCCUUUGAGUGUCCAGAAUGUGGAAAAGCCUUCAGAGAAAAGUCAACCGUCAUCAUACAUUACAGGACUCAUACAGGAGAGAAACCUUAUGAAUGUAAUGAAUGUGGAAAAGCCUUCACUCAGAAGUCAAACCUCAUUGUCCAUCAGAAAACCCACACGGGUGAGAAAACUUACGAAUGCACUAAAUGUGGGGAAUCUUUCAUACAGAAGCUUGAUCUAAUUAUACAUCAUAGUACUCAUACAGGAAAGAAACCCCAUGAAUGUAAUGAGUGUAAGAAAACUUUCAGUGAUAAGUCAACUCUCAUUAUACAUCAAAGAACUCAUACAGGGGAGAAACCUCAUAAAUGUACUGAAUGCGGGAAGUCUUUCAAUGAGAAGUCAACCCUCAUCGUGCAUCAGCGAACUCAUACAGGAGAGAAACCCUAUGAAUGUGAUGUGUGUGGGAAAACCUUCACCCAAAAAUCAAACCUUGGCGUACAUCAGCGAACGCAUUCAGGAGAGAAACCUUUUGAAUGUAAUGAAUGUGAGAAAGCAUUCUCUCAGAAAUCCUAUCUCAUGCUCCACCAGAGGGGUCAUACAGGAGAGAAGCCCUAUGAAUGCAGUGAAUGUGAAAAAGCAUUUUCCCAGAAAUCAUACCUCAUUAUACAUCAAAGAACUCAUACGGAAGAAAAACCCUAUAAAUGUAACGAAUGUGGCAAAGCCUUCAGAGAAAAGUCCAAGCUCAUUAUACAUCAGAGAAUUCACACAGGAGAGAAACCCUAUGAAUGUCCCGUAUGUUGGAAAGCUUUUAGCCAAAAGUCCCAGCUCAUAAUACAUCAGCGAACACACACAGGAGAGAAACCCUACGCGUGCUCUGAGUGUGGCAAAGCCUUCAGAGAAAAAUCCACAUUCACUGUACACCAGAGAACUCAUACCGGAGAGAAACCCUAUAAGUGUGCAGAGUGUGGGAAGGCCUUUACCCAAAAAUCAAACCUGAUUGUACAUCAGAGAACACACACGGGAAAGAAGGCCCACGGGAAGGGCCACAGCCGGAAGUCAAAGCUCAUUGCACAUUAGAGAGUAGAUCAAGGGUGCCUGUCACCGUUCACGGAGGGAAAGUUUUGUCCAUUUAAUUAACAUUUUAAAAGUAUGUUCUGAUUUCUGGUUUAAAUAUGGGGAGUAAAAGUCAGUCUCUUUUCUUUUCAUCUCAGUCCUCACCCAAACACUACAAGGAGCAAAAGCGGAAGUGUAAUCUCUGUAUCUGACACGAGAUAGCGGAAGCCCUGAUGAGCGCGCUGCCGGAGGCAGAGGGGAUCGAGCGCCAGGGCAGGAGAUUUCGAAGCGAAUGCUCAAGGCUGCACACGUGGGGCCGCACUGGCGAGGGCUCUUAGUUGAGGUUCAGGAUAUCCCCCGAGUGCAAGGCCAACUACAUCCACCACAGUAACAGAGAGCAUUGGCAGGUAGGAGGUAGGAUGUCUCCCAGACCCAUUUGGGGUCUGAGGAGAGACUGGCAGAGGCCUCCACAAGGAAUCGCUCAGACAAGCCGUAUUUGUAGAAAGUAGUCUGCACUCAUGAGAGGAGCACUCGAUGGGCUGGGGCAAGAGAAGGGAGUGUUCCUUGUGAAGAACCCGACAGCUGCCCCGGUUUAUGGACUCUGGAGAAGUCAAAUCUAAAAGAAGUACCAAACGGGGAAAAAAACCAGUUGUAAGAAAAAAACUUAUCUGCCUAGAAUGUGGCCCCCUUUUCUUACCCCACGUGAACCUCCAGGAGACAGCAAGUCCAGGAAAAACUCUUAUUCAAAUAAAAAUGAUUCCAAAGUAAUGAAAACCACAAAGGCAAUGGCUUUUGGACCCGCAGUUCCACUUCUAGGAAUGUAUAUACUCAUGAGUGUACAAAAUGACGAACACACAGAGAUAUUCACUGGUGCACUUUUAUAAAAACAAAAGGUUGGAAGCUGUCCAGAUGACGGGUCUGGAUCCUGAAAUCCUGGUAUGUUCAUACAGCAAGCCUGCUAGAUAGACAAAACGAAUAUAUAUAUAAUAUUUGAAUAUAUAUAUAUAUAUAAAGAGAACUUUAUAUAUAUAAAGAGAACAAAACGAAUAUAUAUAUAUAUAUAUAUAUAUAUAAAGAGAACUUGGACAUCGUGUGUGUAGUGAUGUGGGACAAUCUCCAACAUACAUUAUUAGGUGCAAAAAGCAAGGUGCAGGACAGUGAAUAUGCUACCGUUCGCAUAUAAGAAGAACAAAUUGCAAGUACAUAAUUGAGCAUAUAUGCAUAAACUAUCUCUGGGAAGAUACAUGAGCAGCCGAGAACCCUGAUCACCUCUGGGAAAGGGCAGGGGGAGUGGGUGGCUGGGGGCAUGGCAUUGGGAGACAACUGUAUGUCCUUCCAUAACUUUUCGAAAACUGUGCUCUGUGGCUGUACUACCUUUUCAGCAAAUAAAACGUUUUAAAACAAA